Molecule: messenger RNA, 1689 nt
Organism: Periconia digitata
Lineage: Eukaryota; Fungi; Ascomycota; Dothideomycetes; Pleosporales; Periconiaceae
Source: the annotation of a GenBank genome assembly
AAGAAUGACGCAGGUUUCGGGGAAUGCAAAAGGCAACUCCUGCACUUCACGGACAGCAUGCUCCCGACAUACAAUUAUGUUUGUGCAGGCUGCAUCCGUCACGCGACAGCUGCACGUUCGCUUCCGAUAAGAUCCUACACGUCUGUACCGUCCUUUGCCUCCGUACCGUCGAGAACUCUACCAAAACCCUCGUCUCCGCAAACCCCGCUCUCUCAACAUGCAUACAGCACUACAGCACGCCAUGGGCCGUUCCGGCUGGCCAUCAUCGGUAGCGGUCCCGCUGGUUUCUAUACCGCCCAUAAAUUGAUGAAGAGUGUCCAAAAUGCCACCGUCGAUAUGUACGAGCAGCUUCCCGUCCCGUACGGCCUCGUCCGGUUCGGCGUCGCUCCCGAUCAUCCCGAAGUGAAGAAUUGCGAAAACACCUUUGAAGAGGUAGCAGCCUCGGAGCGCUUCAACUACAUAGGGAACGUCAAAGUUGGGCAACAUCUACAUCUCAGGGACAUGAAACCCCACUACGAUGCCAUCCUCUUUUCAUAUGGCGCUUCCGAGGACAGGAAACUCGGUAUUCCCGGAGAGGACCUGCCUGGCGUCUACUCGGCGAGGGACUUUGUGGGGUGGUAUAAUGGACUGCCCGAGUUUCGUGAUUUGAAUCCAGACCUGCAAUCCGGCGAUCAAGCUGUCGUCAUUGGACAAGGAAAUGUUGCGCUGGAUGUGGCACGUAUACUUCUCACCCCAGUAGACACCCUGCGCAAAACCGACAUAUCCACACAUGCUUUGGAAACCCUCUCGGCGAGUAAGAUCAAAUCCGUCAAUAUUGUUGGCAGACGUGGGCCUAUGCAAGCUUCAUUCACCAACAAAGAAGCUCGCGAAUUGAUGAACAUCCCCGAUGUUUCCUUCGCACCAGUCGACCGAUCACUAUUCCCUUCGGAACUGAAAAAGCUCCCAAGAGUACAACGAAGAAUAGCAGAAACCAUCGUGAAAGGAACCCAAACCACCCCCGACGACACCUCCAAAUCAUGGGCCCUAACAUUCCUCCAUGCACCAAAAUCCAUGCACUCUGACACAACAACAAAUCGCAUUGCCAACAUCGAAUUCACAAAAGGCGUCUUCUCCCCAGAUUCAGAUCCCUAUGCAAAAGAUGCCCGCGUCAGUGCUACCACAGAAACUAUGAUGCUCCCCGCAUCCGUAGCCUUCCGCUCAAUUGGCUACAAAUCUGCCCCUCUCCCAGGUCUCUCAGACAUCGGCGUAUCCUUCAACGAGAAGCUAGGUAUGAUCCACGCCGAUUCUUGGGGUCGCGUUCAGACACCCCCUUCUUCUUCCCCCGAAGUCAUCUCGAACGAUGGCGCGCCUGCCCAUGUUCAUGGUUUAUAUUGCGCGGGCUGGGUCAAGCGCGGUCCUACCGGCGUCAUACUAAGCACCAUGGCCGAUGCCUUCGAGUCCGCGGACGUGAUUGCUGCAGAUUGGCAGAGAGGACAGCCAUUUCUGAACACGACGAGCGAUGGGGCCCAAUCUACUGGGCUGGGCUGGGAUGGUGUCAAGGAUGCUAUCAUAGAAUCCGGGACUAGGCCCGUUAGUUGGGCGGACUGGAAACGCAUCGAUGCCGUGGAGCGAGAAAAGGGAAAGGCACUCGGAAAAGAGAGAGAGAAGUUUGUUAGUGUUGAGGAUAUGUUGAGGGUUUUGGAUGGGUAA